CGGGGAUUAUUGUGACUACAACAUGGGAGACUAUGAUUGUAGUGAGGGGUUUUGUGGCUACGAAGUUGAUAGAGAUUGCGGAGGCUAUGAAAAUAGCCAUGAUCAAAACUUGGGCAGAUUUGAGGGACAAGAUUUUAGGGGAGAAAAUGAGGGGAAUGAUGUACCUAGUGCUUAUGGCGAAUUUGGAGAUGAUGUAGGACCUCGUAAUGGUUCUUAUGAUGACGUUGGGGCAUAUGAGGAGUCUUACACUUCCCACUCCGAACCUAGAUUUGGUGUUAGUUUUAACUCUUUCAUUCGCAAAACUUAUGAGAGCUAUGGUAAGAGUACACGUGAGGAGUGUGAAAAUUCAUUUUCUUCACCUUGUAGUACUUCUUAUCAAGAUCGACAUGGUGUGAAUGAUUAUCCUAACUAUAGUAGAGGUUGUCCCACGAGAAGAAGAGGAUAUGCAUCUCCAAACCCGAUGGGUAAUCAUGUGCCUUACAAUGUUGAUCCGAGAAAGAGUGUACACUUCGGAAAGGUGACCAUUUGUGGGAUACCAGGCUGCCUCGUUGUGUUAAAUGAUAGGUACUAUAGAAACUACAUUUUUCCAUCCAUGGUUAACUACUUAGGGUUGUUUCGAGUGCCUUUACUUGUUCCAUACUUCUUGGACGGCUUUAAGGUUUUCGAGAGGGUGAGGGUUGUCUUCUCCCAAUUUGAUGUGGUGCGAUGUUUUUCCCUUAACCUACGGUCAUGUGAGCUUUGGUGUCGAUUGGUUUGCAUAACAUAAAGUUUCAAAUAUGCAAAAUUGGCUUAAUAUUGUAAGAGACCGAUAGGGAAAUCGCCUCGUGACGUACAUUCUUCCCGGGCCGCAAAGAGAAGUGCUCACCUACUCCAAUCCGAAUGAUGAUGAGAGACAAAAGAUUGAGAGGAGUAAGGGUGUGCAAGGUGGUAAUCCGAGAGUGGAAAAAGGAGAGGUUGUGUGGAGCUAAGUGAGGGGAUUACCACCAAACUGAGCUAACAUUGUUUGUCCUUCUAUUUCUAAGGACAUUUGUAUAGGUACCGACAUGGCAAGCGAAGGAGAGAAAUGCCGAUUUGCUGCUCAAGCUUGUGGAGGACCUUCACAACACGGCAAAGGAGAGUACUCAAGAACUUCAAGAGGCUUUAUGGUUUUGCUAUAUGCUUAACAACUGGUAUCACCUGUACUCUCUUGUCGAUGCUGGUUUUCUUCAAUCCAAUCAAGUUCGGAAUAACAUUUUCCUUAGGGAAUUUGCUUGCUCUUGGAAGCACAGCAUUCCUCAUUGGGCCUAAACGACAAGCGACAAUGAUGCUUGACCCUGUUCGUAUAUAUGCAACUGCCAUUUAUAUAGCAAGCAUUAUCAUUGCUCUGUUUUGUGCUCUAUAUGUGCGGAACAAGCUACUGACACUCUUGUCAAUUGUAUUGGAGUUUGGUGCACUUAUCUGGUAUAGUUUGAGUUACGUUCCUUUUGCAAGGUCCAUGGUCUCCAAAGUGGUGAUGGCUUGCUUUGAUACAGAAUCCUAGCGUUCUUUACCCUGAGGGAAGGAUUAUACUUGCAAAUUUGUACAGUGUGUAUUUGGUACAGGAGUUCUAAUCCGUAGAAUGGGUUAGGUGAGUGCACCUUUGGUUGAAUGGAGGUAUUUUGAUUGAAAUGAGUUGUUUAUUAAACAAGCUAACUUCUGAUCCUUUGUAACACCUAGAUUUUUCUUCCUGAAGUAAAUGGAGACAAUCGAGUUCCCAUUAGGGGAGUCAACUGGUGGGUGGUUUGGUUCAAAUUUGGGCAAAUGAGUUGGGUAAUAUAAAUGGUCAUAGCCACAACUCGCCUAAAGUUUACUUGGGCCAGGACGCAUUAAACAAUGGGUUUAUAUAUAAUUCAACCCUCCCAAAUUUAUUCAA
Capsicum annuum is the source of this 1891-nucleotide messenger RNA. RefSeq names its product vesicle transport protein SFT2B. The transcript is spliced from 6 exons. The record is from RefSeq and is a predicted model, not a curated record. Gene Ontology annotation, cellular component: membrane. NCBI's taxonomy places the organism in Eukaryota, Viridiplantae, Streptophyta, Magnoliopsida, Solanales, Solanaceae. Gene Ontology annotation, biological process: vesicle-mediated transport. The coding region runs from base 1064 to 1519 and encodes 151 amino acids.